Vigna angularis (adzuki bean) is the source of this 1268-nucleotide messenger RNA. RefSeq names its product PI-PLC X domain-containing protein At5g67130. Gene Ontology annotation, molecular function: phosphoric diester hydrolase activity. The transcript has 9 exons. The coding region runs from base 18 to 1025 and encodes 335 amino acids. Lineage: Eukaryota; Viridiplantae; Streptophyta; Magnoliopsida; Fabales; Fabaceae. The record is from RefSeq and is a predicted model, not a curated record. Gene Ontology annotation, biological process: lipid metabolic process.
GCAUAGAAUAGCAAAUAAUGGAGAACUACCUUCUCAUCGCUACUUUGAUCAGCACAAGUCUUGUAUUUGCUUGCUACAUUGUUCUCAUGGUGGGAGAAACAUGUUCUCGAGACAUUAAUGACUGUGACAUGGGAUUGCAGUGCAUAGAAUGCAACUCGAAAAAUCGGUGUACACGAAUUCGAACUGAAAGUCCUAUUUUAAGGGUGAAGGAUCUUCCAUUCAACCAUUACUCAUGGCUUACAACUCAUAACUCAUUUGCAUGGAGGGGAGUGAAUUCAAGCAUCGGUUUUCCAAUUUUGGCCAUCAUGAACCAAGAAGAUUCCAUCACAGACCAACUCAAGAAUGGUGUAAGAGGAUUGAUGUUGGACAUGAGUGAUUAUAAAGAUGACGUUUGGCUAUGUCAAGGGAUGUGCUCUAGAUAUACAGCUUUUCAACCUGCCAUUCAUGUUCUAAAAGAGAUCAGGGCAUUCCUCGUAACACACCCAACACAAAUCAUCACCAUUUUCAUUGAGGAUCAUGUAACAUCGCCAAAUGGUGUGAAUAAAGUUUUUAAUGCAGCUGGGCUGAGGAAAUUUUGGUUUCCAGUGUCAAAAAUGCCCAAAAACGGUGGUGAUUGGCCAACAGUCAUAGAAAUGAUACGCAGGAAUCAUCGGUUAAUUGUGUUCACUUCAAAUGCAACUAAGGAGGAUUACCAAAGAAUUGCGUUUGUGUGGAAUUAUGUUGUCGAAAAUCAUUAUGGACAUGAUGGCAUGAAAGGAGGUUCUUGUUCAAAUCGAGCUGAAUCACUUCCAAUGAACACAACAACAAAGUCAUUGGUCUUAAUGAACUACUUUCGAAAUGUCAAAAAUUCUAAGGAAGCAUGUAGGGAUAACUCUUCUCCUUUGAUGACCAUGAUGAAUAUGUGCUUCACUGCUGCAGGUAAUCGAUGGCCUAAUUAUGUUGCUGUUGACUUUUACAAGAGAAGUGACGGUGGUGGAGCUCCUCAAGCAUUAGACGUGGCAAAUGAAAACUUGCUUCAGUCAUAAACAACCUCAUUGCAAUCAUCGUGGGAAGUAUAGGUGUAAAUAUAAGCUCGAGACAUUCUUGCAUUACAAAGGGAAAUGGAGCCUGUUAUUCUCUAUACAUGUUAAGUUAACUUUCAAUUCAUGCAUUUAAUACAAUAAUACAUUACUUCUAAUUUCUCCAAUAAAUUGUUUUUCGUGUUUCAUGAGAAUUCAUUUUCAUAUAUUUUCUUCUUUGGAAUAAAGACUAAAUUUUAUGUCUUUUAA